CAUUAGUUUUAUCAGACCACAUCCUCGUUGAUGAAGAUGCAGAACCUGCUCGUCAGCUCUUGACACAAACACAAGACGCGUUUCCGUCGCCGCUCGCUGACCGUUAACAGUUAAGCUAGCCGAAGUCUGACCACAGUUUAACUUAACGGGCACAGGUGGCAUCAGUGUGUUGCUUUGAUGUGUGCUCGGAAAUCAGAGUGUUGCAGAGAGUCUUCUCGAGCUAACGGCAGUCUUUUCUUCCUGGCAGGGAGGUGUAGAAAUAAGAAAUAUAUUUUUAAACAUGUUUAUUGAAUCCAAUCAGAAGCUUUUUAUCGUUUUUCUGUCUUUCAUUAUGAGAAUAGUGUAGUCGUGUGUUUUCUAGUCAUAUAGUCAGUAGUCAUAGUUGUGUGCACAGACUCUUCUGCCCAGUCAUUAUUCUGGUCUGAAACCCUCUUCAGAGGAUUGAGUCGUUUUGCUGUGUUCACCAAACCCUUGUACCACCCAAACGUGUGCGCACGGAUUUCCACGAGCUGCCUUUGUGAUUUACACUAUUUACCUCAUCUCUGCCACCAUGGCUCUUAUCUCUCACAGCUUCCCUGGGUUUCAUUUGAGUGAUUAGUUUUACGGUCCUGGAGGCAACGUUCCUGUGUGAGGUUUCCAUCUGACUGUGUUCUGCUGAGCUGCUCAUUGUUUCCAGCAGUUCCUCCCUGAGCUAGUCAGCUGUUUGGUCCCAUAACACCCUUCCCAAGAAAAACCACGUUGUUCUCAUCCUGCACAUGGCACACUUGGAUGGUGAAGUUUCACAGUAAAGGAAUCAACUCCACGAUGGGAGUGAAGGGCAGGCCUGAUCAGAGGAACGAGUGAUUGCUCUGGAAAGACAGAGGCUGGACGGGUUGAGCAAACUAGAGGAGAAUGGCUCGAAAUGUGAACUUUGACCUGAACCUGAUUCAGAUGGAGGCUGGAAUUGAGAGCCCAACAGACGAGGAAGGGGUUCAUGACGCGUUCAGCCAGCUGAUUGCAGAACAGAGUCUGAAUGAAGACCCAAGUCUUUUCAUAGAGUUGCGGGAAGAGGACGAGGACGACUUGGACAAUGUGGCAAAUCUGUCCAAUGCACGGCAUCGUUUGGGGGAAGAGGGGAUGAAUCACGACGACGACGGUGGCUGUUACCUGGGACGUGGUCAACAACCAACUGAUUCCCUUAUCAAGGAACGCUGGUCCUCAGACACCUUGAAGGUCCUUUCCUCCAUGCCUAGCCGCACCAUUGGUCGCAGCAGGGGAGCCAUUAUUUCUCAGUACUACAACAAAACAAUGAAGCUCCGGAGAGACCGGCAGAGCAGACCAGCUGUCCGAGACUUCUCCCGCUCGGCCAGACCCAGCAUCCGAUGCCAUGGCAUGGAGGCAGACACCCCAGACUCGUGGGACAUGGAAGAAACAAAGAGAGAACGCCUGGUGAACAACCUGCAGAACCUGUCGGUGGGUGACAGGGAGAGGAUGAUCAGAGGGAUGCCGCUGAGUUUAAAAGAGAAAGGUGACCUGAGGAAGUUAGCGUUACAAAAAGAUAAACACACACAUUCCAGCAGCAAGCUUCACUGUUGCAGUCAGCAGAAAUAUUACAUCAUCAUAGCCCUGAGGCACAGCUGGUACAGCUGCUUGUCCUUCCUGCACUCUCUCCAUCUGUGGCAAAUGCCGCUGAAGAGAGUGAGCAGCCGUUUUGGUACUGGAGUCCUCUCCUACUUCUUGUUCCUCAAGACUCUCUUCCUUUUUAACAUCUUCCUGGUGCUGAUUACGGGUGUGUUCUUGGUGAUACCCCAGGCGUUGCACCCCCCCACACCACCUGCCAAUUGGAGCUCCUUCUCUGGACUGGAGCUCCUCACCGGGGCGGGUUAUUUUUCUGACUCACUGAUGUACUAUGGGUACUACAGUAACUACACGCUCCAUAGGAACGGCAGCAGCUCCAGCCGUCUGGACCUUUCUUACAACAUGCCACUGGCGUACUUCUUCACCAUAGGAAUGGCCUUCUUCAUCACUUGUAUGAUCCUGGUGUACAGCAUGUCAAAGUCGUUUGGUCAGAGCUUCAUGAUCGACAAGUCUCACAGCAUCUUGGCCAUUAAAGCUUUUUCUUCCUGGGACUUCAAGGUCAUCAAGGAGAGCUCCGUUAAACUCAUGUCUGAGAACAUCUGCACGCAGCUCAAGGAGCUGUUAGCAGAGGUGAACCAAAACAACGUUUCAAGCACGGCGUUACAGAAGUGUGGGAGGUUGAUGGUUCACGGCCUGGCAUGGACGAUCUGCACCGCUGGCACUGCAGGCUGCGCGAUGAGCAUUUACUUGUUUUCUGAUUACAUGCACAACCAAAGCAGAGCUGGAACCGGAGCCCAGGGCCGCCUGCAGAAGGAGGCCAGCCUUUUGGCGCUGCCUGUGCUCGUCUCCCUCAUCAACCUGCUGCUUCCCGGCCUCUUCAACCUGGCGUCCUGGUUUGAGAACUAUCACUCUCCGUCUGUGCGCACAUAUGUGUCCAUCAGCCGGAACUUGUUGUCCAAAGUGAGCGUGCUCUGUGUCCUGUGUUACCAUUGGUUAGGUCGAAUUGCUACGGACUCUAUGGAUCACAUUAAGUGCUGGGAGAGUUACGUCGGCCAGGAGCUCUAUCGCUUCCUCAUCAUCGACUUCAUCUUCACUCUGCUGGACACCUUGUGUGGGGAGUUGCUUUGGAGGUUUUUUUCUGACAAAGUUCUGAAGAAGAGGAGAAGACCAGGGUUUGACAUCGCCAAGAACGUCCUGGAUCUCAUCUACGGACAGACACUAGCCUGGUUGGGCGUUCUCUUCACUCCGCUCCUUCCUGCAAUGCAGAUUCUCAAACUGUUGCUGCUCUUUUACAUUAAAAUGAGCAGCGUGAUGAUGAAUUGUCAGGCUCCCAGGAGACCGUACAGAGUCACCCAGAUGACCACCAUCUUCAUCUCCCUCCUCUGCUUCCCCUCCUUCAUCGGCGCUGCAGUGUGUGUCACCUACACCAUGUGGAGUACAAAACCAUCCGUCUCAUGUGGGCCGUUCCGCGGACUCAACAAGAUGAUCCAAGCAGGAAAAAUCUGGAUGAAACAACUGGAAGAAGAAAAUCCCAACCUGUCCGUCCUGGCCAGGGCGUACGCCUACCUGGUGGAAAACCCUCUCUUCCUGUUUAUGGGAGCAGGCAUCUUUCUGAUCGUGAUCUACUUCCACAGUGAAGUUGUUGAUGGUGAAAGGAAGAUCAUCAAUAUUCUGCAGGAGCAGAUAGAAAAUGAGGGAGAAGAUAAAAAGUUCUUAAUCACUGAGCUUCAGUCUGUUCACGAGCAGAAACGAAUCUCUAGAAAGAGAGUCGCCCAUCAGAACUCUGGGUGUUACAGCGGCGAGCUUCGCCACGACAAACCGCUGGAAAAACCCACGUCUGUCUGGUAGAAAAUGUUUUGCCGAACUCAAGUAAGGAAAUGGAGAGGUGAGGACAGUUUGGUGGCUUCUGGAAGCUACUGAAGAAGCACUUUUGUUGCAGCUGAACCAACAGUUUCCUGUUGCAGACACCUUCUCAGUGUGGGAGUCGUAGGGAAACCUUUGUAAAUGUUUCCUGUAUCGCUGUACUUUUCUGUCACCUGUGUUUAUUACUGCGUAUGCAGAGUGUGGAGACUGUUGUACAAACUUUAUUUUUAGACUUCUUUUUAGAAACGACACAAAAACCUCUACAGGUUUAUUUUUACUAACAUGCAGGUAAAAAGUGAUAAACUGUAGGAUGAUAAUAAAAUAAAUAAAACAAGCUAAUCAUAA
Nothobranchius furzeri (turquoise killifish) is the source of this 3765-nucleotide messenger RNA. Lineage: Eukaryota; Metazoa; Chordata; Actinopteri; Cyprinodontiformes; Nothobranchiidae. The record is from RefSeq and is a predicted model, not a curated record.